Messenger RNA from Jatropha curcas, 2482 nucleotides. RefSeq names its product indole-3-acetic acid-amido synthetase GH3.17. The record is from RefSeq and is a predicted model, not a curated record. Gene Ontology annotation, molecular function: acid-amino acid ligase activity. Gene Ontology annotation, cellular component: cytoplasm. Lineage: Eukaryota; Viridiplantae; Streptophyta; Magnoliopsida; Malpighiales; Euphorbiaceae.
UUUUGAGUAUACAUCAUUUCACAAAAUCCCUUCCAGAAUCUGUUAUUUAAUCAUUUCCCUUCUUAGCAGCAGCAAACCCAGAAACCAUAUUCCAAUUUGAUUGAGGCUUACCCCCCUUUUUUUAACUGUGAGAGCAAGAGCAUCUGCUAGUAAGUUCUGUUACUUUUGCUUUGCUGCUAAUCUCUCUCCCUCUAUCUCUCUCUCUAUCUCUAUAUAUAAUGCUGCUUUUAUUAUUAUUGAAUUGAGUAGGAAGACAGUCUAAACUACCAACAACUUUAGUUUUUAAUUCUUAUUAAAUUUUGAAGGCUCAUAUAUAUAUAUAUAUAUAUACACAUAUGACAUGUUUUUAAGCAGCCAAAAGCUCUCUGAUAGUAACAACUAAACCAUACAUUUCAAGUUCAAGUUCAAUCUGAAUUGUGCAAAGAUGAUGUUGCCAAGCUAUGACCCCAAUGACAAUGAAGCUGGCUUGAAGCAUUUGGAGGACCUCACAACAAAUGCAUGUCAAAUACAACAGCAGGUGUUAGAGGAGAUACUGACCAAAAAUUCUCGCACAGAAUAUCUUAAGCCCUUCCUCAAUGGCCUUUCUGACAAGGAUAACUUCAAGAACAAAGUACCUGUAGUCAAUUAUGAAGAUUUCAGGCCUUACAUCCAGCGAAUUGCCAAUGGAGAGCCUGCCACUAUCAUUUCAGCUCAGCCCAUCACUGAGCUCCUCACAAGCUCGGGGACUUCAGGAGGACAACCGAAAAUGAUGCCCUCAACUGCUGAAGAUUUGGACAGGAAGACGUUCUUCUACAACCUCCUUGUGCCUGUAAUGAACAAAUAUAUAGAUGGGUUGGACCAGGGAAAAGGAAUGUACCUUCUGUUUAUCAAACCUGAAAUUAGCACUCCUUCUGGCUUGAUGGCUAGACCAGUCCUAACAAGCUAUUACAAGAGCAGCAACUUCAGAAACCGGCCUUUCAACAGGUAUAAUGUUUAUACAAGUCCUGAUGAGACAAUCUUGUGUCCUGAUAGCAAGCAGAGUAUGUACUGCCAAUUGCUAUGCGGUUUAGUACAGCGCGAUGAGGUUUUAAGGGUUGGUGCAAUUUUCGCAUCUGCUUUCCUGCGCGCCAUCAAAUUCCUGGAGGACUACUGGAAAGAAUUAUGCUCUAAUAUAAGAACAGGUUGCAUCAGUGAUUGGAUUGAUGAGCACAGAUGCAGAAACGUUGUGUCAUCAAUCUUGAAGGAAGGCAACUCAGAAUUGGCUGAUUUGAUUGAGAUUGAAUGUAGUAGUAUAUCAUGGGAAGGGAUAAUUAAAAAGCUUUGGCCUAGAACAAAGUACAUUGAAGUCAUUGUUACAGGUUCUAUGGCCCAAUAUAUCCCAACCCUUGAAUUCUACAGCGGUGGGCUCCCUUUAGUUUCAACAAUGUAUGCUUCUUCUGAAUGUUACUUCGGAAUUAACUUCAAGCCACUAUGCUCACCUUAUGAUGUCUCUUACACCCUUCUCCCUAAUAUGGCCUAUUUCGAAUUCUUACCUGUUGAGAGAGACUGUGGGGAAGUUCAAGAACAAGAUUUCCACGGCAAUGGAGUUUCCGAUCAGAAGAAUUCCAUAGACAAGAAAAUGGAGACUGUUGAUCUUGUGGAUGUGAAACUUGGUCACUACUACGAACUUGUUGUCACAACUUUUACAGGGCUCUACAGAUACAGAGUAGGAGACAUUCUAAUGGUGACGGGUUUCUAUAACAAUGCCCCUCAGUUCCGGUUUGUUCACCGGAGAAACGUGGUGCUAAGCAUUGAUACAGAUAAAACCAAUGAAGAAGACCUCUUAAAGGCAGUAACAAAAGCAAAGCUUCUUCUGGCCCCGCUUGGUUUCCUUCUGACUGAGUACACUAGCUUUGCUGACACUUGCUCAAUCCCAGGUCACUACGUGCUAUUCUGGGAACUUAAAACAAGAGGAAAUAAUGACCCAGCAGAGCUUGAUCGAAUAACAAUGGAGCAAUGCUGCUCGACAGUGGAAGAAUCUCUGGAUUCUGUUUACAGGAGGUGCAGGAACAAGGACAAUUCAAUUGGACCGUUGGAGAUAAGGGUAGUAAAACAUGGAACAUUUGAUGCCCUCAUGGAUUUCUGUCUCUCCCAAGGAUCCUCAGUUAACCAAUACAAGACUCCAAGGUGCAUCAAAUCUGAGGCAGCCUUAAAGAUUUUGGAUUCAAGAGUUGUUGCAAAAUUUUUCAGCAACAAAACUCCUUCCUGGGAGCCGUUUAGAAUGGAAACUCACUAAAUCCAUCGCUUUGAAGCAAAAUCUUCCUAUCUGCAUUAUUUUAUUAACAAUGGAUUUAAAUUUGUAGUCUAGUCUAGUCAUUUCUUUUAUCCUCUUAAUCUUUACUGAACUAUUAGUCUCUAGUCUCUACUUGUGAAUCUGAUGAGAAAUAGUUUUCAAUGUUAUAAAAUUCCAAUAAUGCUUGGAUUAGUGUUUGUAAAUCAAAUAAAAACAUGCCGACACCCACGA